AUGGGGGCCAACACAAUAUCUACAACGGUUCAAGAUGAAGCUGCUCGUCAAUCCUGCGAAGGGACAAGCGGAGGGGAAGAGCUUCUAUCUAGAACACGUGCAUUCUGGAAUCGAGAGACUUUUAUUGGAUCCGCGAUCUUUAACCUCCUUGCCUUUGCCCCUCCCGCCGUUUACAGCACCCUGAGUAAGCUAUGGGUCGCCAAGUUGAGCUCCAGCGAGGUAGUCACAACUGAUGUAUACACUUACAUCGGCAUCAUUGUUGAGGUUUUGAAUGAUGGUAUUCCCCGCUCUGCAUGGCUGAUUAUUGGGGACAAAUCAUCGCGAAACCUGCACUCACGGCUGAACCUUGCCUGGACCAUGAUAAUUGUCGGCGCAGCACAAGGGCUUCUGAUGACAGUUAUAUUUCUUGCAACUUCGACCAAGCUUGCAGCCGCCUUUGUCCCGGCUGAAGUGCGACAUGCUUCGCUUGCCUACGUACGCUGGUCCUCCAUCCAAGGCCUGACAUCUGCCACCGAAGCGGCGAUCUCUUCAUCGACCAGAGCGCUGGAUCAACCGGACGUCCCUUUGAUGAUCAGUACGAGCAAAUUUUUGAUCAAUAUCGUGCUAGAUUUCCUACUGAUAUCAACAUUCCGUGUUGGGAAAUUUACGCCAACCAUUGUCACACAGGCUAUUAUUCGAUUAAUUUGCGACACAUUAUCGGUGAUAGUAGGACUUCUAUACUUUGUUUGUGUAGUUGCAAGGCACAAGAAACGAGAGGCUGAUGGCCACGAACAAAUUCAAAAUAAGCCUCUCUGCACUGACAACGUUAGUUCGGCCAAGUUUAUACACAUUUACCGAGUCGGUGAUCAGGAAUUCCAUCUAUCUAUGGCUUGUCAACAGAAUAGUUCAGCUUGGAGAUCUCUAUGCUACGGCUUGGGGAAUUUUCACCACAAUCCGCUGGGGGCUCGUUAUGAUCCCUGUUCAGGCUCUUGA
Molecule: messenger RNA, 972 nt
Organism: Penicillium longicatenatum
Lineage: Eukaryota; Fungi; Ascomycota; Eurotiomycetes; Eurotiales; Aspergillaceae
Exons: 2
Coding region: 1-972 (323 amino acids)
Source: RefSeq, a predicted model, not a curated record